AUAAGGAGAAAAGUUGUCCCAGGUAACAGGUCACCAGCCUACCUGAGCUACCCUGGGCUGGCCAACUUUUCAUACAUAUUUUUCUUUAUACAAAACAUGGUAAACCGUUUAAAUGAGAUGCCAAAAGUUGGCUUGGCUAGAAGGAUGAACCCACCUAGCAUCACCCUCGAAGAAAAGGCAAGAUUCCCAAGCUCUGGUGUUCUCCGUUGGUAUGAAACUUCCCCCAUUCAUGACAAUCCUACUACUCUCAGUGGCAGAUCCAGC
Porites evermanni is the source of this 264-nucleotide messenger RNA. Lineage: Eukaryota; Metazoa; Cnidaria; Anthozoa; Scleractinia; Poritidae. The record is from the annotation of a GenBank genome assembly.